CGCACUUCUUGCACCUCUCUACCUCGAUUGUCUACGAAGGAGCGCCAUGACUCUCAAAGACGAUUAUGUGAUGACCAUUGACUCCGACACGGAGGAUGCCCCCCUACCAUCGUCAAGCAAGACAGCGAAGUCGGCGCCGACCGGGGAAGAUGCUCAACUCAAUCCCGACUUCGUAUUUGAUCUCACUGGGGAUCCCUACGAUGAAUUUGUGAACGGCUCCGUGGAUGUCGAUGACCUUGUUAAGAGUGGCUCUAAGCCUAGGCCUAUUUCAGUCGACGAUAUAAUAGAGCGACGCAAGCUAAAGAAGUCGCAGACAACAAAGAGGAAGCGGGAUGCCCUUCCGGAGGACGAGGAGGAAGAUGAUACAUCAAUAAGCGAGGGCGACUCGGGAGGAAGCGACGGAGAAAGCGGGGAGGAGGAGAAUGAAUUCGCUGGGUUAGAGGGCAGUGAAGACGAAGAAGAUCCAUUGGCAACAUCGGACGAGGAUGGCGAAUCUGGCAUUGAGGACGGGGAGAAUGACGAGGAAGACGAUGACGUCUCGUUGUCAUCGAACAGCGACUCUGAUGAAGAGACUCAAGCAGAGAAGGAACGGAAGGCAGCUUUCUUUGCUCCAGACAGCGAAAAGGUUGCCACGGACGAGCACUCGUCUUUCCUCUCGAUGAAUCUCUCCCGUCCUAUCAUUAAGUCCAUUACUGCGCUCGGUUUCCAUAAACCAACGCCUAUUCAAGCUGCUACUAUUCCAGUCGCUCUGCUAGGGAAGGACGUCGUCGGCAACGCCGUCACUGGGUCCGGAAAGACAGCGGCGUUCAUCAUCCCAAUGCUUGAGCGACUCAUGUAUCGAGACCGCGGAAAGAACGCGGCUGCAACGAGAUGUCUCGUCCUUGUACCGACGCGCGAACUUGGAGUGCAGUGUCUUGAGGUUGGCAGAAAGUUAGCGGCUCAUACCGACAUUCGUUUCAGCCUGAUCGUCGGUGGGCUCUCUCUCAAAACUCAAGAAGCUGAAUUGCGGACGAGACCCGAUGUCGUCAUCGCUACACCUGGCCGUCUCAUCGACCACUUGCGCAACUCGCCAACAUUCACGCUCGAUGCGCUGGACAUCCUGGUGCUCGACGAAGCUGAUAGAAUGCUUUCGGACGGAUUCGCAGACGAGCUCACGGAAAUCAUCAAGUCUUGCGCGACCUCACGGCAGACCAUGCUGUUUUCGGCGACAAUGACAGACUCCGUGGAUGAACUCGUCCGCAUGUCGCUGAACAAGCCUGUCCGUCUAUUCGUCGAUCCGAAGCGCAGUACGGCGCGUGGCUUGGUACAGGAGUUCGUCCGUGUGCGUGCCGGCAAGGAAGCAGAGCGGUCAGCGCUGCUUGUUGCUUUGUGCAAGCGCACGUUCAAGUCUAGGACCAUCAUAUUCCUCCGGAGCAAGAAGCUGGCGCAUCAGAUGCGCAUUGUGUUUAGCCUGCUCGACAUGAAGUCCGAAGAGUUGCACGGCGACCUCAGCCAAGAACAGCGUCUCAGGGCGCUGCAACAAUUUAGAGACGGAGCGGUGGACUAUCUGAUGGCUACCGACUUAGCCUCGCGAGGUCUAGAUAUCAAGGGUACCGAGACUAUCAUCAAUUACGAUAUGCCAUCACAGCUGGCCCAGUACCUUCAUCGUGUUGGACGUACAGCCCGAGCUGGAAGGAAGGGGAGGUCGGUCACAUUGGUCGGGGAGUCUGAUCGCAAGUUGCUGAAGGCGGCCAUCAAGCAUGCCGGGGCCGAAGACUCCGUCCGACAUCGACAGGUACCCGCCGAAGCCAUCUCCAAAUGGGCGGCGAAGCUCGAUGCUCUCAAGAAGGAAAUCGCGGAGAUCCUCUCGGAGGAGAAGGAGGAGAAGCAGCUUCGCCAAGCCGAAAUGGAACUCAAAAAGGGACAGAACAUGAUCGAGCACGAAGAGGAGAUUUACUCGAGACCGGCUAGGACAUGGUUCCAGUCGGGCAAAGACAAAUCGAAGGCACAAGCCUUGAGUAAGGAACAGUACGAGACUGGUACUUCUGGUACUUCUGGUGCCCCAAAAAAGGGAAAAGAAAAGAAAACAGCUGAUGACAAGCCCAAGCGAGACAAGUAUGCAGGUCUCUCCCGACGUGACAAGCGUCGCAAGAUGGCAAUGGAGGAAGACGAUGCCGGCGGUGAGAGCGGCGCCAUCCGUGCUGCGGUGCGCUCCGCAAAGAAGGCAGCCCAGCCCGCAAAGAUCGGGGAGCCCGAGCGGCGGCCGGCGGCGAUCAGCAAGAAGAGGGAGAAAAAUAAGGAGCGGAAAUUAAGGGGAAGGCGGCCGCGCGCAUUGGUGGUGCCUUCGACAAGGACUUAGGGCAGAGAAGGGCGAAGGAAGGCGUCAGGGCGAAGAAAGGGGACGUUAUUGGUGGGAUGGGGAAGAAGAAAGGAGGCAAGAGGAAAGCCAAGUAGAUACCGGAUCAGCUUUGGGUUGUCCCUGCAUGCACUUACGAUGGAGUCCGUUCAUUGGGGGUAGGUUGAUCGCCCAUACGUGCGGACAAACGCUCGCUG
Fomitopsis serialis is the source of this 2532-nucleotide messenger RNA. Its product is annotated as P-loop containing nucleoside triphosphate hydrolase protein. NCBI's taxonomy places the organism in Eukaryota, Fungi, Basidiomycota, Agaricomycetes, Polyporales, Fomitopsidaceae. Gene Ontology annotation, molecular function: ATP binding; RNA helicase activity; nucleic acid binding. The record is from RefSeq and is a predicted model, not a curated record. The coding region runs from base 47 to 2338 and encodes 763 amino acids. The transcript has 8 exons.